This is a messenger RNA of Aureobasidium subglaciale EXF-2481, 2811 nucleotides long. RefSeq lists its product as uncharacterized. Bases 1 to 2811 code for a protein of 936 amino acids. Gene Ontology annotation, cellular component: SMC loading complex; chromatin. Gene Ontology annotation, biological process: maintenance of mitotic sister chromatid cohesion; mitotic sister chromatid cohesion. NCBI's taxonomy places the organism in Eukaryota, Fungi, Ascomycota, Dothideomycetes, Dothideales, Saccotheciaceae. The transcript has 2 exons. The record is from RefSeq and is a predicted model, not a curated record. Gene Ontology annotation, molecular function: double-stranded DNA binding.
AUGUACGGCUAUCAACAAUCGCCUGCAGGAAAUGGCUAUCAACCGCAUCCUAUGAAUAUGAUGCUGCAAUCUUCUGGACCCGGACAAGGAUACAGCAUGCAGUCUCAAUAUCCUAUGAAUGGGCAACCAGGACGGCCACAAACGCAUGCUUAUGUGCCGUCUCACGGAGCGUCAGUCAUGGGACAAGUCAUGCAACAACCACAAUAUGCCAUGCCUCAUGCACAGUAUCAACCGCAGCCACUUUCAUAUCAAAGUCAUCAGCAAAACCCCCAAUCAAUGUCUCAGAUUCUGGUUAAUCAACAACAUCAACCCCGACAGCGUCCAUCGCAACAAUACAUGCAACCGCAGCCUGUACAAGCAUAUCAAAUGGACGGUGCUCCGGGAUAUUCCCCUCCCAGAAUGCGUCCGCCGCAAACACAUCAAGGCCAGAAUGUACCGUCAAGUCAGCAACGACCACGCCAACCAUCAAAUUCUGACUAUGCUCCGGUUGAGAAUGCUCCGCAAGUGCGAUCGAUGUCCAACGCUCCUUCCAGACAGCAACACCAAUCGCAGCAACAAUCUCGGGAACAACACGCUAGCUCAUCUUCACAGUCUCAUCCCCUGCCUAUGCCAUCACCAACGCCGGCGCAAGGCAUGACACCUCGCCAGCCUCAACCUCAGCCUCAGGCUAGAGCAACUCCUCAGGCACAUAAGCACGCCAUGUCUCCACCACAACCACGACCCAGGCAGCCAUCUAGUUCUCAAUCUCAAAUAGUAUCGCAACCGCGUCCGGCCUCUCAAAUGCGUACUCCGCAAGUGGUGAUAGAGCCGAGACGGCCCUCAUCACAGAAUCCCGCUACCCCGGUGCCGUCGAGGACGCCAGUAUUGUCGACACCUAUACCUUCAAAGACACCUGUACCCAACCUUAAGGAGUCGGCUAUAGACUUGCAGCCCGUACUUCUAGGUUUGGCUGAUCAGUACAUCAGCAGAGCCCAUGGCAUGUCUUCAUAUCUAGCGCGGAAUCCCCAAGAAGCCGACGUCGAUCAAUACUACAGCCUUAUAUCCGCUGGUCUUGGAUGCUUGGAGUCGGUGUUGAAGAACUGGAAGUUCUCUGAACCCAAGAUUGAAGCGCGAUUGCAACUGCGAUACGCAAACCUGCUACUCGAAGAGACGGAGAAUGACGGAGAGCUGCAAGAUUUGCUCACCAGGGGUAUUGCAUUGUGCGAGCGAAACCGCCUUGUCGAUUUGAAAUACAGCAUGAAGCAUGUACAGGCUCGAUCACUGUUUCGCACCCACCCUCGGUCAGCUUUCAAGAUGAUGGAUCAGAUGAUUGAACUUACCGAGACAUAUGCUCAUUAUCCCUGGAUGUAUGUCUAUCGAUUCCUGAAGGUCUCUUUCUCGUUGCAGAUGUCCCGGCCGGACUUGAACGCGGCUCUGCAGCAGCUACGUCGGAUCUCUCAGCUGGCGGAGAAGCAAAGACAACAUCCUAUACUCGCCACAUGUUCAGCUCUAGAGGCGUUGGUUCACCUGAGAAGUGAUCAGGCAGAUUCGGCGGAUAACUUCCAGAGAUCGCUUGCGGCAGCUCGUACUCACCAACUUAACCGUGAUGUCGCUGAUAUUUCUCAGAUCGCUGCCCUGCUAGACUGCCUGGAUCUGUGUAGUGAUCUCAUGAACGGAAAGCCUGAGCAACUCAUGGAGAAGAUGAACGUUAUGCAGAAAGCCUUGGAUGGCGGCAAGAGGAAGACCGCUCAUGACGGAUCCUUCUACGUACCGACUACAGAGAACGCACCCGAGGACGUGUCACUCGACACAUGCGGCAUCAUGGAGAGGACGACCGAAGGAAAGCGUGCGAUUGUGUUUCAGUGGCUGCGCAGGAGUGAAGUGUUUGCACUCGGUUACAUCUUCAGCAGUCUGGCCAGCGUUAGUAAGAACAUCGUCGACCACAAGGCUGAAAAGUAUGUGAUUGAGGGCGGCAAACUCACGCAAAACGACUACAACCCAGAGAAUGAGCGUAAGGUGCAGUCACUUCAGUGCACAUCGGCGCAACUGGACCGACGCAUGUUCUAUCAUAAAGUGUGUCUCCAGUUGCUCGCGUCAUUCAGGUGUGAAAGAGCCGACUGGAAAGGAGCACAGGAAGUUCUGGAACAAUUGACAGAAGGUUUGAAGCCAGAGAGUGUCGACGACCAGGACUUUGUGCAGGUGUCAUCACUCUAUAUGACAGGCCUCGUGAAACAAGCGACCGGAGAUCUGGAAGGUGCUUUACAGUGCUACAAGAGCCCUGCACUAGCGCUACAAGCUGGACAGAAGACAAGCACUAAUCAAGAUCUACGGAUUCUGUCAACACUCAAUAUGAUCCUGAUCCUCAGGCCACGAAGGGAACUACGGGAACAAGUCAACCAUCUCAUGGAUAUCGUGGAACCGCUAUGCUUGAAGCAUGCAAACGAAAACUACAAGGUCGCCCUAUACAUUGUCAGAGCAUCGUCGACCAGCGCGUUGCCCAUUCUCAAGAUGAAGAACUAUCUGUCCAUGUCAGCCAGUAUUGCAAAGAAGCAGCAGAACAUACAGAUGCUCUGCAUGGCAAUCAACCUCAUGACAACCAAUUUCUUCGAGAAUAUCAUGGGAGAAAAGGCGGAAAUGUCGGCAGGAGCAGGCAAGAAGCUGGCAGACAGGACGCAGUCGCCACUGUGGCAAGCCGUGUCCAGUCAGAUGCUGUCCAAUACAUACAGCUUUGGCGGCAAGAGGGCAGAGGCUGUUGAAGCUGGGGCAGAGGCACAGAAAUGGAUGCAGGUGCUGCCCGAGAGUGUACAAGACAAGUUCGAGGUGAAGAGGUGA